Anastrepha obliqua is the source of this 4753-nucleotide messenger RNA. It is a transcript of the gene vri, whose product is annotated as ras guanine nucleotide exchange factor Y. The transcript has 3 exons. Gene Ontology annotation, molecular function: DNA binding; DNA-binding transcription factor activity. Gene Ontology annotation, biological process: regulation of DNA-templated transcription; circadian rhythm. Gene Ontology annotation, cellular component: nucleus. The record is from RefSeq and is a predicted model, not a curated record. NCBI's taxonomy places the organism in Eukaryota, Metazoa, Arthropoda, Insecta, Diptera, Tephritidae. Bases 546 to 3074 code for a protein of 842 amino acids.
AGCCGGGUUUGCCAUUUGUCAUUUACGAACAGUGAAAGAGGUUUACUUGUGAAAGCUUUUCUAUUUCAAUUGUGUUUUAACAGUCGUGGUUAACGGUUGUACGAGUUGCAGCUUCGCUAAUGCAAUAUUCUGACUGAAAAGACAACAGUACCUAGCUAAACAGCUGAAUUAAUAAAUGGAACGCACUAAAUAAAACCGACAGCAUUAGAAAAAAUCUCCAAAUCAAGUCGUGAAUAUAACACAAUGAGCGCGCAGUGAAUUCGUUAGCUACUGUCUUGGCUUGUGAUAUUUGUACAUAUGUACGUAUACGUAACUGUUUAACUGCGUUGCGCGCUACAUUGUGUUUGGCGAACAAAAAUAAAUACAGUUCUAAAAUAAAAAUAAUUUAAUAACGGAUAAAUAAAAAUGCUGUGCUAUGUAAACGUGAAUGUUUAAAAUAUUUUUUGAGCAAUAGAAAAAAAUAAAACUUUGGCAAAAAGUUUAAAUAAAAAAAUUCCUAAACAAACUUAAAACAAAUAUAAAGUGAAGUUGUUCAAAUUUCAAAAAUGUCUAUUGUUUGCACUUUGGAGCCAAAAGUGAAUUUAUUCAAAAACUCAACUGCCAAAAAUAUGCUUGUUUUGAAAAAUAAUAAUGUGACAAAGUCCACUGCAGCAACAUCAUCUAGCAGGGCAGCAGUGAAUGCUUUUAAAAGUUACAACAAUAACAUUUAUAUGAAGGAUAAAAAUGCGAACAAAAUUACAGAUAUCUACAAUAACAACAAUAGCAGUAAUAAUCUGAACCAGCAACAAUUAGAGCUCUUACAACAACAAUAUAAUAAACGCAAUUCCGUUGUGGAACUGAUCGCUCGUCAACAGCAGCUCCCCCAUGAUACCGCCUCCUCAGCUAGUACUGAGGCCUUAAAUAGUGGAAAUUUCGUUGCUGAUAUGCCGGAGAUCCUUAGCGUUGCUGCUUUAAACAAUAAUCAUCACAAGAGCGCCAACAACAAUAGUUCCUCAGUAGCAGGUUUGACCACAAAAACAUCCACAAUGCACAACGUACGCUUACCGUCCAUUUCGCCAACGCUUUCAUUGAAUGGCAGUUCUAAUGAUGCAAAUAAUGUUCACCCCUACUCCAUGUACGGCCCAAUAAGCCCACAGUCCAGUGAUAGUGGCCAUAGUUUACCAGAUAACAUUUCGCAUGUAAAUGGUACAAAAUACCGCAACAGCUUCAGCGGCUCAAACAGUUCAUUCGACUCUCAUAACAUGUCCAAAUCAUCACAACAGUCGCAAUCGCACAAAGAGUUGUUCACGCAGCGAAAGCAGCGUGAGUUUACGCCAGAUAGCAAAAAGGAUGACAGCUAUUGGGAUCGUCGCCGACGUAACAACGAAGCGGCCAAACGUAGUCGCGAAAAACGUCGCUAUAAUGACAUGGUCUUGGAACAAAGAGUUGUUGAGUUAACAAAGGAGAAUCACGUAUUAAAGGCACAAUUAGAUGCCAUCAAAGACAAAUUUAACAUCUCUGGGGAAAAUUUGGUGAGCGUUGAACAAAUAUUGGCCUCGUUGCCAACAAGUGAACAAGUCUUGAGUAUAACCAAACGUGCCAAGAUGACAAUGAAUAGCGGUUUCAAUGCUGCCACAGCUGGCGUACCCACAUCUAUUGUUUAUGGCGUCCCUGCGCAUACAUCCACAAAUGGUUCAGGAUGUCCUCCGACCUCCACAUCCAUUGCACAAAACCCAUCGUCGAGUGGAAUACUUACACCACAGAAAUCAAAUAACCUAAAUCAGGUUCCCAGCAAUGAUCCCAGCAAUGCACUGAACGGAGACAGUAGUUUGAUAUGCAAAACUACCCAACAGUCGCUGCAACAGAGCAUCAAAAAUGUUAACCAUCCAAAUAUAUCUCCAACACUGUCUCAUCCACAUGCGAUGUCAUCACUGGCUCACAUGCAAUUAUCCACCUCCCCAGUACAUCUCAAUGCUGAACACUAUCAGCCACCACCACCCCUGCCAAUUAACAACAACUAUCCACAUACUGAAAUGUCUAGACCAAACAACUCCAAUAUGCUAAAUAACAUAAAUCCAAGCGCGAACACGACAUCACAUCUAGAGAAUGUUCGGCAUAUGUCGACAUCAGAGACGCCCCAGCAGUCCCCACCGUCCAAUUUGCAGAAUUUACAUGUUUUGCAAGCCCUUAAUCGCAAUGUCAAUUGCGAUGAUCUCGACAAUUUACGUAAAGUUGUGGCUGUAGUGGGCGCUGCUAUAAAUACAAAUGUCACAACGGAACCUACUGAAUCUCCGUUGUAUAAUGCACCGAUAACGGCACCUCUCUAUGUGCCACCACAUCCGACCAGUAUCUAUGCAUAUAGCACAAAGGAGCAAGUAUCAGCAUCCAGCCAAAAUAUGGAAAGCGGCUUUAAGGCAAAAUCAACUGAGGCCAACCAUGUUAGUUCAAGUGCAGUGGAUGCCGUUUCUUCAUCCUCUGUCACCAAUGGAAACGCGAACACUAGCAGUAGCGUUCUAAAUUUAUCACGUCGCGCCUGCUCACCUGCAUAUGAACAUAUACUAUCAUCCACAUCAUCCUCGCUGUCCUCGGCCUCUUCGUCGGGAGUCGUCUCUGGCGACGACGAACACGAACCGGAUGGCACCGAAGAUAUAGAACAUAAUAAUGUAGUAAACAUUAGUACUACCAGUCCCAGCAGUACCGAUUCCAAUAAUUGUCUACCGCUCAAGUUAAGGCACAAGUCCCAUUUAGGUGACAAAGACGCCGCUGCCACAGCUUUGCUGGCACUUCAGCAUAUCAAACAGGAACCGGUGAGCAAUCGGGCUUCGCCUCCCGCUUGGGUCGAUAACGGGGACAACUCGAGCGAUGAACGCGAUUCUGGUAUCUCGAUCGGCAGCACUGAGUGGACUUCACAAUUUCAACGAAAAGUUGAUACAGCGAAUUGUGGCAGCAGUUCAAUAGUGGGCGUGUCGCCGUCGGAACGCGAACACAUACUUAAAUCUCAUUUGGCGCGGCUAGAAUCGGAGGUAGCAAAUAUUAAAAAUAUGAUGAUUCUUUCAGUAGACCAAAUAAGUACACCAGCAGAUUUGAAAAUUUGAGAUGAAUAGAAUGGGAGCUCCAUAAUCAUCUUGAACGCCGCUGUAAGACAUAAAUGUUUGUACAUGAAUGGAGAGAGAGCAGAGACACAAUAACCUUUUAAAUAUGUAUUUGUGUGGAUUGCGUUAGGUAGAAAUGCGAGUGUGAAUAAUUUAUCUAAACAAUCUUUAUUAAAUAUAAUUACGCACCAAGUAUUUAUUUUUAUACUACUUAGAAUGAAUUUAAUUUGAACUCAAUUUUCUCACUAAUACUUACGGAACUUAUGCGAAAUGUGAAGCGUAUGUAUGGUGAAAUUGGUGUACAAUGCAUACCUAUGAAGCAAAUGAUUUGCUUCAAGCUGAUUGCAACAGUGACCUUUUGUAAGAAAAAUAAAUCGAAAAAUCUACAAGAAGUUUAACAACACUUCGCGUUAAUGGGCAAUUAAGUCAAAAUUCAUAAUAGUGAAAUCAAUUCCCUUCUGAUAGGGAUAUAUAUAUACUAUCUAUAGGUGUAUGUAUAUUUAAUACUAGUACCCACUUGUGCAUGCACCUACAAGUAUGUUAUAAUAAAUGUGUAUGAAGGAUAGCGCUGAAUAAAUAAAAUAGUUUAAAUUUACUGAAAGUAAACGGGCAUUACAAAACAUCAUGUCAGCCGUUUUCUUCGUUGUGCGUCUGUUUAACGAAAAAAUUUAUUAAUUUUCUGACGCUCUUUAAUGUGAUCAUAAUUGCUUAUCAAUACUAUAUGAUUUUGAGUAAUAGCAACUUCUUCUAAAAGGCAAUUAAAUUCAAAGAUGAAACCUAGCUAGGAUUGCGUCUAACAACUAAUGUUUUGUAAGUGCAUGAAGCAAGAAUGUUGAAAAGUGAUUUUUUUAUUUGACGAUGUAUGGUUUGUGUUGGGAAACUGAACUCAAAUGAUUAAGUUCUUUUCGCUAAGAUCUCCAUAAGAUACAUAGAGCCCUGGUUUUAUUGCCUAAAUAUAUAGUUUUCUGGAUAGCUUGCCACCUGAUAUUUUUGUUUACAGCAUCUGUAUUAUAAAUACCAAUGUAUUACAAGAAAAACAAAAAGAUGCCUAUUUUAAAAUAUGUAUGUAUUUGAAUUGAUUUCUGAGAAAAACCAACAAACUAUUAUAAAAAAAAUUAUAUGUAUAUAAAAUAGCUUACGGCAAGUACACUUCAGUUCUUGUUAAACACAAAUUAUGUAUAUGUUAUUUAUGUUUAGAUAUUAGUUUAGAAAAAAAUAAUAUAAUAUUUAUGGUUGAAUAUACAUGCAUACUUAUAUCUUUGUAAAUAUGUCAAAAUAUAUGCAUAUAUGCACACAUACAUACGUAUAUUUACCACACAUUACUACCACCUGUGAUUUCAGUAAACGUAUAACAUUCGCAAGUGGAUUUCUGAGGGAAGUGAAUAAUGUUGAAGAUGGGAAAUGGAGUAUUUAAGAGUAGUAGUUUUGUAUAUACACAUACAUAUAUAUAAUUUAUUACAAGUUCAAAUGUUUGAAAAACGUUAACUAUUCAUAGUUCCAUUUACAUAUUUAUAAACUUUACUUGAAUGUGUAAAGAAGUUUUAUAUAACAAAUAGUUAAGUGUAUGUUUGUUAAUCACCUAUUAUAAUCCAUAUUUAUUUAUGAGUUAUUAUUAUAUUACAAAUAAAUAGGCUUUGCAUACCUAAAUAUGUAUUUUAGAAAUUUUAAAAUUUAAACAGCUA